Messenger RNA from Lingula anatina, 2549 nucleotides. RefSeq lists its product as uncharacterized. The record is from RefSeq and is a predicted model, not a curated record. NCBI's taxonomy places the organism in Eukaryota, Metazoa, Brachiopoda, Lingulata, Lingulida, Lingulidae. Gene Ontology annotation, molecular function: calcium ion binding; protein binding.
GGUAAUUUGUGGAUGUUCAUAUAAUGCCGUAUCAUAAAGGUGAGGGGUUCAUUGUAGUUAUAAAAUAAACAUGAAGUAUCGACCAUGGUUACCACUCAGAAUUCAGGUGUUAUUAAUUUGUUGGACGCGGUAAGGCUGUGGUUUCAAACUUCAACACCUGACAGCGAGGAAGAUAGAGUUACGUUUUCUCUUCUCAGGGGUUCUCGGACUAACAGAAAACUUGAUCCUUACGAAGCUGGUGGUUCAUUAUCUCUCUACGUAACACUGCUUACUAUGACUGAUGGAUAUUCUGAUAGCGAUGAGAGUGAUCUCGAAAUUACAGAACCAUCAAAACGAUCGCGUGGACGUGUCACCGGAGAUUCUGCCUCAUUGUACGUCCAAGCGUGUCACCAGGGCGGUCUGACGCCAUACUCGUCCAUCACCAGACAGUUGGAGGACCAGGGCUUGCAGAAACUGGACCUAACAGACAGAGCGCUGGGACCAAGGCAGGUCAAGCCAGUGACCGUGGUGUUGCUGACAGUUACUCAUGUGACAGAGAUAGAUAUCACCAACAACUGCAUAGGCGACCAGGGAGUGACAUAUCUCUUAGAGGUACUACAGGAGAAUGUUUAUGUUUCCACAUUGAAAAUUGCCAACAAUGCUCUCACCAUCACGAGUGCCAAAGCCUUGGGGAGGCACCUGUCUUCAAAUGGAUCUCUCCAGCAUCUUGACAUCUCAGGGAAUAGAUUUAAAGACACUGAGGUCCGAUAUCUAACAGACGGAUUAAAGGAAAAUCACGGACUGCUACAGCUUAAUAUGUCUCACAAUGAAUUCCGUGAAAGCGCGGGUUAUGCGCUUGGAGAAGCACUGGCUGUUAACGAUACCCUAGAAGAUCUGGACUUGUCUUGGAACCAUUUCAGAUUGAAGGGCGCGAUCGCUCUAGCAGAUGGACUAAAAGUUAACCAGGUUCUAAGGGUACUAAACGUUUCUUGGAACGGAUUCUCUGACGACGGCGCCAAGGCCAUGGGGAACGCCAUGAAGUGUAACAAGAUCUUGAAGGAGCUAGAUCUGUCCAAUAACCGAAUUUUCAUGGACGGAUUAACGGAUCUCAUGAACGGAUUAAAGCGAAACACUUCCCUGCGAGUGCUGAAACUGAGCUUUAAUCCUUUAACGACCGCAGGCGCCUGGUUUCUUCUUAGUCUUCUCAGGAACAACCCGUCUGUGGCCAUUCGGUAUCUAGAACUGAAGAAUAUACCCGUAAGUUACCGAUUCCUAACGCUGAAGGAGGAACUGCGAGUCACGCGCCCGUCUUUCAAGGUGAUCCACGGUGAAUUCGUGCGUUCCGAGGACGUGUUUGCCAAACGCUGGGCCGACAGAGACGCCUUCCACGUGGACCCCAUGUUUCUACUCCAGAUGUAUGUGAGGGACAGUGGUCUGAGGAUGACCGAUCUCUUCUCGCAGUUUGACCACAACAAAGAUUGGGCCAUCACGCCGGAGGAGUUUAGGAAAGGGAUACGGAUGGCUGGAAUACCGUUCAGUGAGGCGCAGCUUGACGAACUUCUGGCAGAGAUAGACACCAAUGACAACGGAGAGAUUGAUUAUAGAGAGCUUAUGUCAAGUCACAAGCAGUACAAAACAAAAUGGCGAAAAAAACUAACAAAGCUUUCGCGGAGAACUACCUCGUUUCUCAGUCGCGUAGACGUGAUCAAUUACAGCGAUAACCCCCAAAGUGGCAAAACUGUGGCAGACGACCAAAAUAGCGCCUACAGACUUUCAAGCAUGGUUGCACGUUCGCGCAGUCCUGCAGCGCCAUCUCGGCCCGGGUCGUCUCUCCGGCCGAUAGGAGAGUCCAACAAGGAGGAAUUACCUGAUAUCUCAGCGCCCAGGACGUUUGGGAUUAGAUCAAACCCUGAGUCUUUGUUAAAAGUAAAAGAAAUGGGAGCAUCUACCUCGACAGCAGCUAAGGAUCUAUCUUUGCCGGUAGUUUCAAGCAGGCCUGUGUUGGAUGUUAAGCAUCGCAGACAAUCACUAAAAUUCAGCAAUGAAUUUCGGAAAUUCGUGAUUGAAGCUGACUGAUUACUCUUGACACUAAUCAUGUGAAAUAGACUGACAAACAAAAGUUUAUAAUUGUCACGAUUAUUAUUCUAUCUGGACGGAAUGGUGAACACUAAAACGGCAAAGGAGUACACCAGGACAAAAGUUUUCAUUGCAACAAUAAACAAGGGCAAAUAAAUGGGCCUACGGUGGAGUAUAAGUGUCCAUUUAUACAAAUAUAAAUUAUUUACAUGUAUAAAUUGCAGGUACUUUAAAUGUGUGAAUACAUCAGUUAAUGGACUCUAGUGUCUUCCUUUCUUUUCCAACCAAAAUAUAGUAUGUGUACCGUAUACAAUUACACAGCGGUUGUCUGUAAACUGCGACUUUCACAUGAAAUUGAACCUUCCUCUUCACUACAAACGCACUAAAAUAUAUUCAUUCCUGUUUACCUCAUAUAAAUUCAAAAUAAAGGAAAACACAUCUGAUAUUAUGCAAGAACUUAUAAGUUACGCGAAUCGCCACCUUGUGACGAGGCA